Dovyalis caffra is the source of this 783-nucleotide messenger RNA. The record is from the annotation of a GenBank genome assembly. NCBI's taxonomy places the organism in Eukaryota, Viridiplantae, Streptophyta, Magnoliopsida, Malpighiales, Salicaceae.
AUGUCGAGUAAGAAAGAAGAGAAAUCUCAGGAUGCGGCGGACAGGAUAAAGGCCGCAGCCUUGACCGCGGCGAAAGGGUUAAGUAGAGCCCAAGCUGAACGGGCAGCAACUGCCGCUGCUCGUAAUGUAAAUGCUUAUGGGCAAAAAGAAGAAGGGCCGAGUCGAUGGCAAGAGAAACGGGAAGCAAAAAGGCAGAUGUAUUUGAUGAGUACCGAAAAAGCCGUGAGAUUGGGUGAGCGAAAAGAUCUUAAUUCUAUGUCAAAAGCUUUUGGUGGCAACGCGCAGUGUCAGAAGUGUUUUCAAAGUGGUCAUUGGACUUAUGAGUGUAAGAAUGAGAGGGUUUAUAUGUCCAGACCAUCAAGGACUCAACAGCUUAAGAAUCCAAAGUUGAGGAUGAAGGUUUCGAUUUCUUAUGAUUUGGAGAAUCCGGAGGGGGAGGGUGAGGAGGGGCAAAAGAGGGAGAAGAAGAGUAAGAGGAAGCAUAGGUCAGAUUCGGAUUCUACGGCUGACAGUGAGGCUUCAGUUUUUGAGACAGAUAGUGGAUCGUCGUCUGUGACAGGGUCGGAAUCUUCAGAAGAGGAAAGUAGUUCGGGAUACAGUUCAUCUUCUUCGGAGGAAGAGAGGAGGCGGAGAAGGAAGAAGAGGAAGCAGAAGAAGAAGGAUAGGCGUAGGAGGUAUAGCUCGUCCUCUGAUGAGUCUUCUGAUUCAGACUCAGGUUCGUCUUCUGAUUCUGAUGAAAAGAACAGCAGGAGGAAGAGGAGGCAGCAUAGCAGGAGGAGAUGA